UCUGUGUGCCCUAUUUGGUUCAAUUCCAUCAUUGGUGGAGUUCAGAAUGCUCUUUGAUUGUAGGUGAACUAUACAUCCCAAUAACUACAACUUGCAUAUGUCAAGGUCUAUUUUCCCCCAAGAGCGCCCCUGGAAAAAUAAACUAUACUGCAAAUGCUUACUUUGCGUGAUACGUUGAGCCGCCCCUGCUUGUGCAACAAGUCUGUUCAAUUAUGUAAUGCAGAAGGCAGUGCUCAGACAGCCUUAAGAAAAGACUGUCGAACCCCAGCCAGAUGUCCACACUCUGCUGAAAGAGAAGGACAGUUGACAGUGAUAACCCAUGCCAUGGAAUGGGUUGGUACAAUCGUCCUUCUCCUUCUUGUAUAUUUUUCUUGCCAUCUGCUCAUAUCAUCUAAGAGGAAACUAUGGCACAAGGGGAGACUUCCUCCGGGACCCACUCCUCUGCCCCUGAUUGGGAAUUUCCUGCAGAUCAAAGCAUCCCAAACCUUAAAAUCUCUUCUCAAGCUGCAGGAAAAAUAUGGCCCUGUUUUCACCGUCUAUUUUGGAUCACAUCCGGUUCUGGUCUUAUGUGGACAUCAAGCUGUGAAGGAGGCCCUGAUAGACAAAGCAGAAGAGUUCAGCGGAAGGUCUACCCUGCCUGUACUUGAGCAGACCUUCCAAGGAUAUGGGGUGAUCUUUUCCAAUGGAAACCGCUGGAAGCAACUGCGCCGCUUCUCCUUCACCAUCUUGAAGAGUUUUGGAAUGGGGAAAAAGUCUAUUGAGGAACGAAUCCAAGAGGAAGCCCAAUUCCUGCUGGAGGAAUUGCGGAAGACGAAGGAAAAGCCUUUUGAUCCAACACACCUCUUCAGCCGUGCAUUGUCUAAUAUUGUUUGCUCCAUUGUUUUUGGGGAUCGUUUUGACUAUGAAGACAAGGAAUUCCAGGCUCUCAUGGAGAUGCUUUGCAACAACUUUCGGGAGAUUAGCACAGCCUGGUCUCAGUUCUACAACAUAUAUGCCAGCUUCUUGAAAUACUUUCCAGGGCCCCAAACCAAGGUCUAUGACUUGCUGCUAGAUGUGAGGGUCUUCAUUGGCAAGAGAAUCAAGGAGAACCAAAAGACCCUUGAUCCCAACUUCCCACGUGACUUUAUUGACUGCUUCCUCAUCCAGAUGGAAAAGGAAAAAGACAACCCAGGCAGUGAAUUUAACAUCAAGAACUUGGAGCUCACCACACUUAAUCUGUUCUAUGCUGGAACAGAGACAUCCAGUUCAACCCUGAGAUAUGGGUGCCUGCUUCUCAUGAAGUAUCCUGAGGUGCAAGCAAAAGUGCAUGAGGAAAUUGAUCGAGUGAUUGGCCGUAAUCGUGUCCCCAAAACUGAAGACCGGAGCCAGAUGCCAUAUACGGAUGCUGUCAUCCAUGAAGUACAGAGAUGCAGUGAUGUUUUUCCUAUGGGUGUGGCCCACAUGGUUACUCGUGACACUGAAUUCAGAGGAUACCAGCUCCCUAAGGGGAUGGAGGUCUGUCCUGUGCUCAGUAGUGUCUUGCAUGAUCCCACAAUGUUUAAAAGCCCUAAUGCUUUCAACCCAGAGAACUUCUUGGAUGAGAAUGGACAUUUCAAGAAGAAUGAGGCAUUUGUACCAUUUUCUGCAGGGAAACGAAUCUGUCUGGGAGAAGCAUUGGCCCUCAUGGAGCUUUUCCUCUUCUUCACCACCAUCCUGCAGAAUUUCCAACUGAAGCCCCUUGUGCCUCCAGAGGACCUUGACAUAACCCCCUGUGAGAGUGGCUUUGCUAACAUCCCACCCUUGUAUGAGCUCUCCGUCAUCCCACGUUGAGCCAAAACCCCUUUCUCCUUCAGCUUGGGAUUCUUGCAUAAGCAACAUUCAUAGACUCCACCAGGAGAAUGAAUUAUAUUCUGUUCUUUGGCUCCCAUGCACAGGAUUGAUU
Messenger RNA from Anolis sagrei ordinatus, 1921 nucleotides. NCBI's taxonomy places the organism in Eukaryota, Metazoa, Chordata, Lepidosauria, Squamata, Anolidae. The record is from RefSeq and is a predicted model, not a curated record.